GUCGUGCCGGCAGCAGAACCGUCUGCAGAUGCGCGUGAUUCGGAACGUCUCCUACGUGAAGUGUACUUUCGGGCCCCGCCCGUAGGGCUGGGGCUGGCUGGCUGCAGCCGUCCCGCCCACUUUGGUUGUUGUCGACUCGACUCUGCUCUCGAUUUCCAUCGCACCCUACUCGAUGUGCUGCUAAAACGCUGCGGCCGACUGCGAUGAUCGACUGUAAUUCGGUAUUUCGCGAUCGAAAAAAGUCCUGCGAUUCGGACGAGUUUCGGCGACGCUCCGGUUCAUCACGCAGUGACGGAAAACGAUGGGGACGUAAGGACACAGGAGGUGGCGAGUUGAGAUGUUGUAUACAGCCGGAUCUACUUCGCAGUAAUGUCGACAAGCACUGGUUUUUUGAAGAUGAACAGGUUCGAAUAAAUGGGUCGGUGUUUGCGCGGCGCGAAAACUUCGACAAUCUGCUCUCGAUCAUUCCGAUGUCGAAGUUCAACGGGAUCCAUAUCAAGAUGGAAGACGACUGCCCACAAGGGGGUGACGAUGUCCGUCUCUGCUUGCUGAAGACAUUAGGAGCACAUAACCAUCGUACUGUGCCCUGUGUUGGUUGCCGUCGUGACAUGGUGGUUUACGACCGAUAUCCGCUUGUCGAUGGUGUAUUCUUCUUGUCACCUGUUUGCCAUUUUGGACCUCCCACAGAGGUAAUGUAUGACGGUAAGCGUAACUACCUGCAACAACUGUGCGCGAGCUGUUUGUGGGCGGAUUGGCGCUGCAAUAACUGCGGUCGAGAUGGAUGGUUCAACGGAAAGUCUAUCGUUCUCGGGACUUUGUACUACUAUGAUAUAGUAUCUGCCGGCAAAUGCUGUCCACCUACAUGCACCAUAAUGGGCAAUUACAGUAUCGUCCACGAGCCGAUCACAUGUUCGGCUUGCGGCUCGAAAAACUAUCACGGUAUCCGAAGAAUGAAAGACAUCUUAAUUCGUUCGCCAUUGGCUCGAGCCGGAUCCCUAUAAUCAAAAUUCCGCUAUAUUCCAUAAUUCUGCUUUCGUCUCGAGACCAGAAGCACAGAGCAGCUGUGUUUCUUUCGCUAGCACCGUGCUAAUCUCACUAGGAAAUGGUCAGAUUAUAUUCCGAUUAGAGACUUUAUGUGCUGUUAUUCUCAUCAUUAGCCUAAGCCUCGAAAAAAUGUUACUUUCGGGACGGCUAGAGUCUAUGUUUGCCUUGUUGUGUUGUUUAGUAGAACUGAUUCUUCCCCCAUAUAUUUUUUUCGGACACCGGGUUGAUCGAGCACAGCGAUAGCCUCGGCUGAAUAUGAGAUUUCGUAGUCCAGUCUAGCACGACCACUUACCACGCUAUACCCCCCUCCCCUAGUCGUCAGUCGUCUUGUAGGACCGUGUUUACGUAAGCGCCUGAAUCCGGAAACGGUGCACGCACAAAUCACGCCUCGCGUGUACCUGCGUCUCCAGCCUCGAACACUUCUAUUUACGGCUGUGUGCGUACCUCAUAGCAAGCCUAUUCUAUCUAUGUCCACUGCUGCAAAACAACUCCGGCCCGAGCUGAGUGCCGAUUGAAAACAUCGACGGGGGAAAAUACGAACGCCGUCGGGGGUUGACAAAGGGGCUGGAGGCGUAAAGUAGCGCGUUUCGGGACAUGUUUGUCGCCUUUUUAUGAGUGACCUCAAUUUUUUUAACCUCCUAGUUUCUCUAGGAUAUACUUUACUCGAAAGAGCAAAUGUGAUAGACCAUAACGUUAGAGUCCUGCGAUUUUAGAAGAUAAGAUUUGGAAAUUUUUGAAUAAAUCAAAGGCACCCGAUUCCCUUUGAAGUGGUCAAAAACCAAUUUUAGUCGCUUACACAGUUUACCAGGAGGUAAAGGCUGGUUGACGAGGAGCUCGGUUUAUAUUGCGAAGCAACUGCGAGUUAGAGCUCUCGUACGGCCGCACACGCUUCGCUUAUAUGAGCAACCGCCUUCGCCUGGGAAUAGACUUUGUCCUCAUUUUUUAAUCAAUUAUUAAGGCGAAUUAUCAACCACAGCGUGUCUGAGUGCUUCCCUUCUUCUCAUCGCUACCUCCCUCCCCUUCUUUCCUCCCUCUCCGCUCUAUUUUUUUUCUAUCCCCACGGCCCCUCGUUUUCUAGCAUAUUUUGUACAACCCGCACCGGUGUGAAAUUCAGCGCCUCGCUUGAAAUUGUGUGUGUUUGUUCUGUUUGCUUUGUAUUCUCCAUAUAUCAUUCGUCGUUAAUUUCUCACACACCAGCCGUGUUCGGGUACCCGUCGUGUCCUACCGUAUUCCCGCCUCACUUCCGGAUAGUCCGAUUAGCCUACCUCCCGACCCCCCAAAUGUUUUUAGGUGACAAUGAUCAUGUUGUUUCGGAAGCAUACAUACCCGCCUCCUUUACCCACCCACCCUCCUCUUUUUUGUUGUGUUCAUCCGUUCGUUCAUUCGUUUUUUUCCGGUCAUUCAUUCGUUCGAUCUAUGCAGUUAUUCUUUCGCUAGCUGAGUUGAGUUAUGAAAAGUGUUUAAGUGCUGUACAUUAUGUACGUAUCUUCGGCUUUGGAUAAAGAUUGGUCGCAAAUAAAGCACAGAAAGUUAGAAGACUCAUUUGCUCUUGAAGAGUAAGAAGC
Cylicocyclus nassatus is the source of this 2609-nucleotide messenger RNA. The record is from the annotation of a GenBank genome assembly. NCBI's taxonomy places the organism in Eukaryota, Metazoa, Nematoda, Chromadorea, Rhabditida, Strongylidae.